Messenger RNA from Nelumbo nucifera (sacred lotus), 1929 nucleotides. Its product is annotated as tubulin beta-1 chain. The record is from RefSeq and is a predicted model, not a curated record. Lineage: Eukaryota; Viridiplantae; Streptophyta; Magnoliopsida; Proteales; Nelumbonaceae. Gene Ontology annotation, biological process: microtubule-based process. Gene Ontology annotation, molecular function: GTPase activity; GTP binding; structural constituent of cytoskeleton. Gene Ontology annotation, cellular component: microtubule.
GGUCUCCCGAAACUGGGUAGCCCAACCCCAUCAACAUCCCCCGCUUUCCCAGAGUAUGGCUAUUGGCUUCCAAAUUCCAAUUCCAAAGCAAACCAAUAAGGCAAUAACAUUUCCCACGCUCUAUCGUUGCCGAAUGUUCCUCCCCCACUCAUUCCCUCUCUCCAUCGCCUAUUUAUAGUUCCUUCUUCUUCAAUUUGGUUUUUCUCCCGACACACACACCACCCCGUAGAUCCAUAGGAAACAAACCCUUACCAAUAGAAUGAGGGAAAUCCUUCACGUUCAAGGAGGACAAUGUGGAAACCAGAUCGGAGCCAAGUUUUGGGAAGUCAUCUGUGGCGAGCAUGGCGUCGACCAGACGGGAAAAUACAAAGGCGAAUCUUCCGAUCUUCAACUCGAGAGGAUCAAUGUCUAUUUCAAUGAAGCCUCCGAAGGACGAUAUGUUCCCAGGGCUGUUCUUAUGGAUCUCGAGCCCGGGACCAUGGACAGCAUCCGAUCCGCACCCUACGGUGAGAUCUUCCGACCUGAUAAUUUCGUUUUCGGACAGUCCGGUGCCGGCAACAACUGGGCUAAAGGUCACUACACCGAAGGUGCCGAGUUGAUCGAUUCCGUUCUUGACGUUGUUCGUAAGGAGGCAGAGAACUGUGAUUGUUUGCAAGGUUUUCAGGUAUGCCACUCUCUCGGAGGUGGCACAGGUUCCGGGAUGGGAACUCUGUUAAUUUCGAAAAUGAGGGAGGAGUACCCGGACAGGAUGAUGCUUACAUUUUCAGUCUUUCCCUCUCCAAAAGUCUCCGACACAGUCGUAGAACCCUACAAUGCUACGCUGUCGGUUCACCAACUGGUGGAGAAUGCGGAUGAAUGCAUGGUCCUUGAUAACGAAGCACUGUAUGACAUCUGCUUCAGGACCUUAAAGCUUACUAAUCCGAGCUUCGGCGACCUGAACCACUUGAUUUCUGCAACUAUGAGUGGGGUGACUUGCUGCUUGAGGUUCCCGGGCCAGUUGAACUCAGAUCUGCGGAAACUGGCGGUGAACCUUAUUCCAUUCACUCGCCUCCACUUCUUCAUGGUGGGCUUUGCCCCACUGACCUCUCGUGGAUCCCAGCAGUACAUAUCUCUCACCGUGCCGGAGCUGACGCAGCAGAUGUGGGAUGCAAAGAACAUGAUGUGUGCCGCAGACCCUCGCCAUGGUCGCUACCUGACUGCCUCGGCCAUGUUCAGGGGGAAGAUGAGCACCAAGGAGGUAGACGAACAGAUGAUUAACGUGCAGAACAAGAAUUCGUCGUAUUUUGUUGAGUGGAUACCCAACAAUGUGAAGUCGAGCGUUUGUGACAUCCCUCCUACCGGUAUGAAAAUGGCAUCAACAUUCGUAGGAAACUCGACAUCGAUUCAAGAGAUGUUCAGGAGGGUGAGCGAGCAGUUCACAGCGAUGUUCCGUCGAAAGGCCUUUUUGCACUGGUACACAGGAGAGGGGAUGGACGAGAUGGAGUUCACAGAGGCUGAGAGCAACAUGAACGACUUGGUUUCGGAAUACCAGCAAUACCAGGAUGCCACCAUUGAAGAUGACGAAGAAGGCGAAUAUGAGGAAGAAGAGAACUACGAGGGCUGAAGCGUGUCGACCACUUGCCAAAUUCAAAGGAGAAAACAACUGCUAACGUUACACUUUCCCUGUUUGCCGCGAAGUCAUAGCCAUUGGGUUUUAAUUCAAGCAUGUGAAUAAAGAAUUGUCGUUUUUCUACAUUUAGAAAUUUCUGGUUUAUGUGACUCCAUAUAUAAGAUUGAGUUUGGAGAGGAAAAUUUUCUAGGUCGCACAGGUUGGUACAAUGUGGUGUGAGAAUGCCCUCGCACUUCUCAAUUGGAAAUUGGUAUCACCUGUGGUGUGAAGUUGUGAACUAGCUAUCUCCAGUAUUUUCAUCGGAUUCCUGUGCUUGUACA